Messenger RNA from Protopolystoma xenopodis, 339 nucleotides. The record is from the annotation of a GenBank genome assembly. NCBI's taxonomy places the organism in Eukaryota, Metazoa, Platyhelminthes, Monogenea, Polystomatidea, Polystomatidae.
AUGUUGACUAUCUUGUCAAUUCUCCCACUUUCUUCGUCAGACAUUUCUUCGCCUGUACGCAACUUGCGAAGCGGUGAAAUGAGCCCCAACACACUCGAGCUUAUCUGGGACGAUCCCAUUUUACGCGAAGGCAAUGUCGACCAUUACGUGAUCACGGUACAAGAUUCCGUCACGCCUGCUCUCCUGAAUACCACCCUUUUCAUUUCUGGCACUCAAAACCAGGUGGUGGUGACCAACUUGCUCACCUGCACAAGCUACGAUUUUACCGUCACCCCGGUAACCAAAUUUGAAGGAACUAAGGCUCUCAUAAGUCUCUACGUGCCAGCUGAACGUAAGUAG